Molecule: messenger RNA, 378 nt
Organism: Miscanthus lutarioriparius
Lineage: Eukaryota; Viridiplantae; Streptophyta; Magnoliopsida; Poales; Poaceae
Source: the annotation of a GenBank genome assembly
AUGCCUCACGCGACAGCCGCAACGUCGACCGAGGACUUCAUCGCUGCUUUCAAGAAGCCGCUCAUGAUGCCUGUCUUGUCGUCACCUCCACGAUUGCGGCUAACCUGGGUGGCCAGAGCGCGGGCGGGGGAGCUGGACGACUCAGAGCUUGUCCCCAAGAGGAGCGCUAGGCUUGCCGCCAAGAGCAGGCACAGGGAACAGAAGCCGGAGGCUCAGGCGCGAAGGGUGAUGAUGAAAUGCCUCGGGUUCAAGGUGGAGACUGAGCUGCCUGACGAAGCCUCCUUUGAGGAAUUCCAGACCGCCUUCAAACUCCCCCUGUUGACGUCGACGCGGGAAGCCAUGCAUGUCAUCUUCCCAGGCAGGAACCUGCGGGCCUAG